CACCCAUGCAGUGAUGUGAAGCUGCAUAUGAGGCUGCAGAGUGAGCUCCCUUUCGCACAGUCACUUGAUUAGGUUUCUCCUUCUGCAGUGUAGGUUUUAUGUAACAAUGGCUUGAAAAUAUAUGUCACAGACGCACCACUGGGCAGUGGCAGAGCAUUUAUUAGUCAGCGAGGCAUACACUCAAACAGACACAGAGGCGGAGAGACGCUCACUCUGUAGCUCCUGCAAAGAUCUACCUGCCUGUGCAAUGCUGUGUAAGGCUGGUAACGAUGCAGUUCUGCAGAAAGGUGCUCUGCCAGCCGUGUAGUGCCAGAGUCACUUCACCAGAGGAGGACAUGGAAUACAAGAUGGGGAGCUGCAUCGGAAUUCCACACAGCAAGGCUGAAGCUCAUGCUGACAGUUCGACCAAGAGGGACGACAAGGCGCUGCUGGCCGAGGCCUCUACCAGUCAGCAGAGUUUACUCUCUCAGUCGGUGCUUCCAGACGUCCCGGUCAUCAGAGGGGUGGAGGAGAGAAGGAGUGUCGCUGGAGACCUGCUUGGGGACAAGGAGGAGCUGGAGUUUCCUCAUGACCUGCUGCCCAGUCUAGACUUCAGCAGUGAACUCAACAUCUGGGAGUCCUCAUUGGGACCCCUCCCAUCUCUGGAUUCUCCUCAACAAGAGUUUCUUACCCCAACUGAGGAGAUAUUUGCUCCUCCAACACAGGAGGAGAUCCCACCAGUGGAGCCAGCACCAGAGGCAACUACACAAAUCUUGCCUCUCCCUGAACCUACAAACACCGCAGUACAUCUACCAGAACAAAAACAAAAAGAAGAGAUCUCAAUACUGACACAGAAGGCUGAAUGUCCAGAGGUAGUGGAGAAAGUAGAGCUCUCAGAACCAACCAAGACAGAAGAAGAGCUCCCACAAGAGCUUCCUGAGUCUAACACAGAGAAAGUAUUAGUACCCGAGCUCCCACAACAACUGAGGGGUCCAGAACCAGAACCACCAAAGAAAGAAGAUUUCCAAGAGACAACAAAACAUGAGGCUGAUCUACAAGAACCAGAAAAGGUGACCGCAGCGCACUUAGAACCAGAGAAUAAGUUGAUCGGUAAGGUGCCAGAGGAGCUGCUGGAAAAACCUGUAGAUUUCCCACCUGAGGAGCCAUUUACGGAACCAGCUGGAGAAACUGUAGAGGCAGAAACAGUCCAGGGUCCAACUGAGGAGCCACAGGACAGCGGGCCCUCCCUUGCUGAGCAGACAGAAAGCGGUGCCCCUGCCACCUCCCCUCCUCCCUCUGGACACCACUUCCUUCCUGCUCUCCCUUCUCACCCCCAUACCACUGCAGAGUUCCCCACUCCUCCUCCCACACCCCCGGAAAGGCACGCACCUGAACCUCUACCCAGCCUGCCUGAAUCCCCCCUUUUUCCGCCUCCUCCACCAGAACUCACCUCCCCUCCUGCAUCUUCUACUCCCCAGGCCGCGGCCACACCCCGCCAUGCCCUUUUAAGGAGCUCAGACUCUGAUGGAGCGUUUGAAACUCCUGAAUCCACUACUCCAGUGAAGGCUGUUUCUCCUACAGAUCCCCCAAGCCAGCAACUCACAUCAACUGUAAAAGAAUUAGAUUCCUCAGUCAGUAAUCCUGUGCCUGACUUGACUUCAGAUCGUCCACAAUGCCAUUCCCCAUCCAUUGUUUUUGAUGAAAACAAGCCCAUUGCAGCCAGUGGAACAUAUAACAUUGACUUUUGUGCAGCAGAUUCAACAAGUCACACUUUGACUCGCUCUCUUAGCCUCCAGGGAGGAGAACUAGACAGUUCUGCUCUUUUGGACGGAUCUGUGGGGCCAGGUUUCCGUCCACACUCUGAAUCCUUCAGUGUAGGCACUGAGAGUGCACCUGGCACACUCCGUAGGCCUAAAAAAGUUCGACCUGGGUCUGUGAAAAAGAAGCCACUUUUACGACAGAACUCAAAUCCUGAAAGUCCAAGACCAGCCUCAUCCAGCAGCACUCCAGAGGUCAACAAGCGGGCAAAGCCUCGAACUGCCAGCCCCCUACAGGCUCCAGAGGAAGCAGAGGGGGGCUCUGCAACACCAAGCCCUGGAGGAACCCUCCGGAAGACUAGGAAAGGCCGUGUGGAGACUCCUCCUCCUCUAGCUGAGGAGACCAAUCACACCAGCCUUGGAGAGACCCCUGUCGUCCCUGCCUUACCUCUGUGUCAGGAAGAGACCCCUCUCUCUGCUAGUCCAAACGUCAAAGACGACUCUCCCAUUCCUCCCAGUGCCUCCUAUGUAUGGGAUCCAGAUAAUUUUGAAAAUAUCAACCCCUUCAAAACUGGAGGUAGUAAAAUAGCCAACUCUCCUGUUCUAGAUCGUAGAGGUCCUGUGUGUGUCUCCGUUGCUACCCCACCAGAAAGUCCCCCUGUCCCGGCUGUGGAGCCCAGUCCUCCUGCUCCUUGUGCACAGCCAAUUAACAACCCUGAAGAGCAACCUAUUUUACCCAAACGUCAGUCAGUAAGGCUGGAGUUUGACUACUCUGAAGAGAACAGUGAGGCAUCAAACCAGGCCUCUCCCCCGCCCAAGAAACCUGGCAAGAAGCCUGGUGCCAAGAUGCCCCUGAGGAGACCAAAGCUGGGGCUGAAAAAGGCCCCUGCAGCACAGACAGAGCAGCUGGACAACCCCCCACCAACACAAAACGGCAAUGAGGAGGAGAUCCCCAUUUCCAAAGGGUCUUAUAACUUUGAACCUGACAAGUGGGACGAUCCAAAUUUCAAUCCAUUUUCCUCUAAAAAAGGUAUUGCCAACUCCCCCAAACUGUCUAGACCUUCUUAUAGCUUCGACGCCAAUAACUUUGAUGACUCCAUAGACCCUUUUAAAUCCUCCAAUAAGAUGGCCAACUCCCCUCCUAAGGCCUCGGCCUCUUUUGAAGUGUCAGCUAAUGACAAUGAGGCUGACAAUGACAAUGACAAUGACAACAUUGCGGAACUAGAGGACCAAAAUCAGAACAAACCUGCCAAGAAGAAGAAAACUCCAAUCAAAUCGAAGUCCAGAGGUGUGUCCUCACUAUGUUGUCUGUUUAACACUUUUAGAGUCAAGAGGUCGCCAAAGAAAUCACCACUAAUGGACCCAUCUCAGGACCCUAUACCUGCAGAUGAACCCACCUCCGUUCAUCCUCAGGAUGAUCACGCCACAGAUGAGGAGAAGCUGGCCUCCUCCAGCAGUCAUCAGUGGGCAGCACUUCACGACAUGGAAGCAAAUUUGAACUCUGACCAGCAAGACUUCCCUCAGCCGAGCGACCUCACAUCCUUCGUUAAUGAAAGCAGCCUUCCUCAUCAGACUCCAGUGCCAGACUAUGAAAUCGAGUACAUGGAGAAGAUUGGCUCCUCUUCGCCUCCCCUCUCUGUGAAGAAGCCUUCUUUAUACCUGAAGUUGGAUUCAGUGUCUGACAACUUAACCAAGACUACAUGUGCACGUGGAUCUGAGCCCAGCUCCCCCUGCACAGGGAGUUUUGAGGAGAUGGAGGCCCAGAUCUCAGCAGGUAUGAAGACCCCCACACUGAGCUCCCGGCCUGGUCCUGAGGGUUCUGCUGGGGACAAGGGCAGGAAGAGAGAGAGUGAGGCACUUAGUCGAACACAAAGCACCGACAGAGAUGAACAGCCCUCUAGCCAGGGCCCCUGGGAGGCCCCUGCUCCAGCCCUGGCCAUGCCCUUGUUAGACAGGCUGUCUGAGUGUGACGACCCCCUGCAAUACCUGGAGCCUGACCUGGCUGAGACCAACCCCACUGCAUUCGCCCAAAAACUACAGGAGGAGCUGGUGCUUGCUGCCCUGAGGAUUGAGGCUCUGCAGUCUUGUCCCAAGAAACCCAGCACUCGUCGAUGGAAUAUCAACGGUUUCUCUCUAUUCAAACAGAGAGACGCUGUAUCUCCAAUAGAGAGUUCUGUGUCUAAGAGUUCACUGUACACCAGGACCACCACCAGCUAUAUUGAAGGGGAGAGUCCCCAUCUUCCUAGAGAUCUGGACCACUCGUUGGGAAUUGCACGAGAGGAGAUUGUAUCAAAAGAGAAAGAAGUUCUGGAGUGGCAGAAGAAGUAUGAAGACAGUCGACAGGAGGUGGUGGAGAUGAGGAGAAUUGUUGCUGAGUAUGAGAAGACGAUUGCACAGAUGAUAGGCAUGCCAGAGGAUGACCAGAAAGAGAAGUCUCUCUCCCACCACACUAUCCAGCAGCUGAUCGUGGAGAAGGACCAGGCGUUGGCCGACCUUAACUCUGUGGAAAAGUCUUUGGCAGAUCUCUUCAGACGUUAUGAAAAGAUGAAGGAUGUACUGGAGGGCUUCCGCAAGAAUGAAGACGUUCUGAAGAAAUGUGCUCAGGAGUAUCUCUCAAGGGUCCGUAAGGAGGAACAGCGGUAUCAGGCCCUAAAGAUUCAUGCAGAGGAGAAACUAGACAAAGCCAAUGCAGAGAUAGCACAAGUGCGGGGCAAAGCAAAGCAGGAGCAAGCUGCCUACCAGGCCAGUCUGAGGAAGGAGCAGAUGAAGGUGGACUCUUUGGAGCGGACUUUGGAGCAAAAGAACAAAGAGAUUGAAGAGCUGACAAAGAUCUGUGAUGAGCUGAUCGCCAAGAUGGGAAAGAGUUAGCCACCACACAGCGUCCAGACCAAGCCUCACAGAGGAGAAGAGUGGCUGUGGAAGAACUACUUGGAAACUGGAUCAGACAUAUUUAAACACUCUUCAAAGAGCUGAUGGACUUUUAAGACGUUUGGGGUUAAUUCUCUUACUGACAUUGUGAAUAAAGGAUCCGCAGGAAUGGCUUCCUCUUAAUCACUCUGUACAUUUUGAUGUGUCAGUGUAUCGUACUGUAUCGGGGUCUGGUUUAAAAUUAUAGAAAAUGUACCAUAUCACUUAUGAGUAUGUCUGUGUGUGUGAGUGGGUGUGUGUGUUUCAGUGUAUGAUGACGAGAAAGUGAGAGGAUUGUUUGUUGGUUAAAUUAUCUAUGAUGUUGCCAUGACAGCCACUGAGGGAGAAGACUGUUUACCCACCCCGUUACUGUUGUUGUCUCCCCUUAAUACAAGACAAAGAUAGACUUUGAAAAAGAGUAACAGAGACUUAGACUUAAAAUGUUGAUACAGCACUAAGACAAUACAAACUAUCACAUUACCUGUAGCUUACUGCAUGUGAGAAAGAAAGAAAAUGUUUAACAUUAAUGUUUGUAUAUACUUUAGAAAAGUAUGAAAAAGACUCACCUGCAUUUUUGAUAGUAAUUCUAACAUCCUCAACCUGCUUCCCUUAUGUUACCUUGUAGAUAUUUGUCAUAGCCCUUGUCAUAGCUUACUUGAUAAAAUCCUGCAACUUUAUUUUUUGGAUUUUAUUUUGAUAUAAAGCAGAACUUGUAACUGUAUUCAGUUGUGACCAGGAGUAAUUUAAUUUUGGAUGGAAAUGUCCUAGUUCUGCAAUGGUUGUUGUGUCACACUGAGAAAACAAGUCAGACUUCUCUGCACAGCUACUGUACAGCAUCUGCUUAAAAAGUGCAAUAAAAGAUGGCAAUACAACA
Molecule: messenger RNA, 5517 nt
Organism: Sphaeramia orbicularis (orbiculate cardinalfish)
Lineage: Eukaryota; Metazoa; Chordata; Actinopteri; Kurtiformes; Apogonidae
Gene: tacc2
Product: transforming, acidic coiled-coil containing protein 2
Exons: 23
Coding region: 270-4604 (1444 amino acids)
Biological process (GO): nuclear migration; cerebral cortex development; mitotic spindle organization
Cellular component (GO): cytoplasm
Source: RefSeq, a predicted model, not a curated record